Arachis duranensis is the source of this 1047-nucleotide messenger RNA. RefSeq lists its product as uncharacterized. The coding region runs from base 1 to 1047 and encodes 348 amino acids. The record is from RefSeq and is a predicted model, not a curated record. The transcript has 2 exons. Lineage: Eukaryota; Viridiplantae; Streptophyta; Magnoliopsida; Fabales; Fabaceae.
AUGGAUGAUCCUUUGCUUAUUAGUUACUUUUAUGGAGGCCUUUGUGCACGCAAAAGGUUCCCUGAUGCAUCUAGUGGUUGCUCUCUUGUGAAAUAUAAGACGGCGGAUGAAGCAUGGAGAUUGAUUAAUGAUGUUGUUGAAGCUACUCAACAUGCUAGAGUAAGAAACAAUUCGCCAAAAAGUGCAGGGGAAGUAUUUUCUUCCGAUUCGGCUUUGACCAAGAAUAUUCAUGAUGAAGAGGUAGUUGUUGUGGCACAAGAGGUGGAUGAUGAGGAAGAAACAAGGCAAGAAGAAGAAGAGCUGAACUUCAAGGAGCCUAUGAGGAAGGUCGUAAUGGAUGAGUCCAUCCCCAUUCCAUUUUCUUCUAUGGUUAAGAAAGCUAAAAAGACUCUAGAAUUUGACCUCAAUAUGUUGCAAAUUUUCAAGAAAGUUGAGGUAACAAUUCCACUCCUUAAUGUUAUUCAACAAAUUUCCAAAUAUGCCAAGUUCUUAAAAGAUCUAUGCACACAUAAGGAUAGAAUUGGUGAGCUUAAAACUUUGUCUUUGGGUAGCUUUAUAUCUUCAUUGAUGAACUCUAUUCCAGAGGAAUGUAGUGAUCCGGGACCAUGCUUGGUUUCUUGUUGGAUUGGUGGAGUUACUUUUUAUGAUUGCAUGUGUGACUUAGGUGCAUGCGUUAGCAUCAUGCCUCUUUUGGUGUUUGUAAGGUUGAAUUUGGUCUCAUUGAAAAGGUCAGCUACAAAGUUUCUUUUGGCCGAUAAAAGUGUGAUUAUUGUGGCCAGAAUAACAGAGGAUGUACUUGUGAGGAUCAAGAAUUUGGUUUUUUCUGUGGACUUUUAUAUUCUUGAGAUGUCUCCAAUUGAUAAUGGGAAACCUUCAUCUAUAUUACUUGGUAGGCCCUUUUUGAAGACCUCAAAGUUCAAGUUGGAUGCCUUCAUUGGUACAUAUUCUUUUGAGGUGGGUGAUAAGAUUAUCAAGUUUAAUUUGGAGGAAGCUAUGAGGCAUCCACCGGAGAGACUUGUGGUGCAACCGUGUCAAGAAGAGGCAUGA